Cooperia oncophora is the source of this 504-nucleotide messenger RNA. The record is from the annotation of a GenBank genome assembly. Lineage: Eukaryota; Metazoa; Nematoda; Chromadorea; Rhabditida; Trichostrongylidae.
AUGGCUCCUCUUGCCACUGAACCACAUAAACCCAAGCUGACUUUGUGGGCAAAUCUCGGUCUGCUCUACGGGAUGGAUCUCACUUUGUUCCCAUUCGAUUCGCAAUUGUGUAAACUCGGAAUUGAAAGUUAUGGUUACACAGCCGAUCAGGUGCGAUACGUGUGGUCACAUGGGCGAAUAAAGGCACUGAUUUUGCAUAAGAUUCGUCUUCCAGACUUUCAAAUCAAGGAGAGCUUUGUGACGAGUCGAGUGGAGAGCUAUGCUACAGGUGAAUACUCGCGAUUGUACGUGUGUUUCGUGUUUUCUCGUUCAGCCGGGUUUUGCUUUCUACAGCUCAUUAUCCCGUCUACAGCUGUCGUCAUUACCUCAUGGGUGUCACUGUGGAUGGAAAACGAGACGUCAUUCCAGGUAAGCACUAAUACAAACGUUUUGUAUCGUAGUAAUAUGUCACAGGCCACGACUGGAAACGUUUUUUCCGCGAAAGGCUUUGGAACUGAGGAAUAA